Tinamus guttatus (white-throated tinamou) is the source of this 1482-nucleotide messenger RNA. NCBI's taxonomy places the organism in Eukaryota, Metazoa, Chordata, Aves, Tinamiformes, Tinamidae. The record is from RefSeq and is a predicted model, not a curated record.
AUGGUCCAGACAUUUGUGAGUGAUCUACACAAAAUUUAUAAAUCUGCAUCAGCCACAGAUGGACUCUCUGCAUCUUCGUUUAUAGAUUAUCCAAACUAUAAGCCGUUCAUUAAUUCUGAUUUGCUGCGCUCCCCACGGAAACCUGUCAUUCCAUAUCCGGAAAGUAACAGCAGAGCAAUAUUUUCUGCUCUGAAGAAUCUCCAGGAAAAAAUUCGUCGGCUGGAGUUGGAACGGCUUCAGGCAGAGGAGAAUGUGAAGCACCUCAGCAGAGAAACAGCAGACUAUAAAAAAGUGCUAACUGAACAAAUGCAACACAAAGACCAUGACAAGACUGAAGUGUCAAAGAAAAAUCAAGAACUGGCUUCCCAGCUGGCAGCUGCUGAGUCUCGUUGCAGCCUUUUAGAGAAGCAGCUGGACUACAUGAGAAAAAUGAUCCAGCAUGCAGAAAAUGAGAAGACUCAUCUCUUGGAGAAACAGGGUACCUUAGAAAGAGAUCGCCUUGACCAAUCACAUGUCCAAUCCAAAUUGGAAAAGCUGGAUAUGCUGGAAAAAGAGUACACCAGGCUUAACACAAUGCAGUCCCUAGCAGAGAAAAAAAUGAAAGAGCUGGAACAGAAGCUCCAGGAGGAAGAACAUGCAAGGAAGCUCGUUCAGGAAAAAGCAGCUGAGCUUCAAACAGGUCUGGAAACCAACAGAAUUUUAAUUCAAGCAGCCUCGCCAUUACUCUCUCCAAAAGCAAGACGACCCAGGAAGAAAACCAAGCAGCCAGAUAAGAAGUGCCCUCUUACCAGCCAUCUCCCUACGCAGCCCCAUUACAGACUGUCUCUGGGUGAUGUCCCCUUUGUAGCUGGGAAGUCUACUAGCCCCAGCCAUUCGGUCGGUGCCAACGUGCAGCACGUGCUGCACCUGAUGAAGCAGCACACCAAGGCGCUGUGCAACAGCCGUGUGGUCAAUGAUGCUCCCCUGGCAAAACCCAUCAGUAGUGCCCGUCCUGCCAGCAAAAGCCAAAGGUCAUCAGUGCCAAAGGAGUCAUCCUCAUCCCAGGAGGAGCUCUCGGAAGUGCUGCUGACUUUACAAGAUGAAUUUGGGCAGAUGAGUUUUGAUCACCAGCAGCUGGCCAAGCUCGUGCAGGAAGCGCCCACGGUCGGUGUGAGGGAAGAACUUGAGCGAGAGCUGGAGGCGCUGGUGGGAAGGAUGGAGGCCAAGGCGGAGCAGAUCAGCAAGGUGCGGAGGCAUCGGGCACGGCUAGAGAGACUUAAGAGAGAAUGCAAGUCCAGAAAGACUUCAGCCAAGCAGAUGAAGGACAGCAGGCUUCCUGUUAGUGAGGUCAAAGUGACAACUACGGUGACCACAAAAGGAAAGGACGCCGGUUCCAUCAAAGUCCGACCUGGAGAGAAGAGUCGGAAGAACCUGCAGCUGUUGAGGGACAUGCAGACCCUGCAGACAUCACUGCAGAGAGACGAUAUCAGCUGGGACUACUGA